This is a messenger RNA of Dioszegia hungarica, 2223 nucleotides long. RefSeq names its product trehalose synthase. The record is from RefSeq and is a predicted model, not a curated record. Bases 1 to 2223 code for a protein of 740 amino acids. The transcript has 15 exons. Gene Ontology annotation, molecular function: glycosyltransferase activity. NCBI's taxonomy places the organism in Eukaryota, Fungi, Basidiomycota, Tremellomycetes, Tremellales, Bulleribasidiaceae.
AUGUCGCCGAAUCGCCAGCUCUCCUACUCAUCCGCUCGACACCCGACAAAGAUCCAAGAGGUCUUUGUCGGGAUGGCCUUCCACUUCCACCCAGCCAAGGGCGACAGCAAAGGUGGAAGUUCUGCUGACGAGAGCAAGGGCAAGGAGGGGGAUAUGGAGUACACCAUGGUACUGCAUGAUGGGACUGGUGUGAUGGAGUCGGAGACGUUCCAUCGGGACUUUGAAUCGCACAAGGGGGAAGAGGCGCGAGCGAAAGCUGCGGCGGAUUUCGCGGAGGAGGUGUUGGUGCGAUUGAUAGAUGUGCAAGAGAAGCAGAAGAUGGAUCCUCUUCCUGAAGAGCUCAAGCACCUCAAGGGCUUGGAAUUCGCUGCGACGGUCUGGCUGCAUCUAGAUGCUAUCCCGUUUGUCAUCGCCGCCCCUACCGCUAUGUUCACUGGCCUGCCCGCGCUGGCGACGGACACAACGGCUACCGGCGCAAUAAGCAGCGCACUCAAGUAUCUGCACCCAGCCACACAUAGUGCCACCACGGUCGAUACGGAUCCUAAGGACCACCAAGUACUGGUCGAUUGCGAUGGGAAUGUGACGUUGUGCAGCUUGCUGCAAUACCAAGAGAGCACAUCCCCUGAGCUCUGGAAACGCUUCCUCGCCCUCUCAGCACAUCACAAAUCCCACCACACCACCAUCGCCUUCUUCUCCGCCACGCCUCAAGGCGGUGGAGUCGCCCUUAUGCGACAUGCGCUCAUCCGUCUCUGGCGGCUGGUCGGUCUUGACGUCAAGUGGUACACUCCCGAAGGUCAUCCAGCGAUCUUUGAUAUCACCAAGCGGAAGAUCCACAAUGUGCUGCAGGGCGUGGCGGACGAAGGGGAGGAGAUGAAUGACGAGGAUAAGAAAUCGUUCGAGGCAUGGACCGAGCAGAACUACGAGAAGUUCUGGACGCAGGGCGCAAUCGAUGCGGAUCUCAUCAUCAUUGACGAUCCUCAACUGACCGCGCUUGUUCCCAUCAUCAAGAAACAUCGGCCAGAUGCCAAGAUUAUCUUCCGCUCCCACAUCCAAAUACAAUCUGCUUUGACCGACGACCCUUCUACCCCUCAAUACCGGACUUGGAACUAUCUCUAUAACUUCAUCAAGGAUAUCGACCUCUUCUUGGCUCAUCCGGUCAAGGAGUUUGUUCCCGAGAACGUCAGGGAGAAGCUUCCUGUACUCUAUAUGGCCCCUUCAACCGAUCCACUUGACGGCCUGAACAAGCCGUACGGGACAGCAUCGGUCCAGUACUUCCGGCAAUACUUCAACCACUUUGCGUCGGAGCAAGGCGGAAACACGAUCGACUGGGACAGGGGUUAUAUCUGCCAGAUCGCCCGAUUUGAUCCCUCCAAGGGUAUUGACGUCCUGCUCGAAGCAUACCUCCAGUUCCGGCAAGCGCUCGAGAAGCUUGAUUCGCCACCCGAGAAUGGCGGGCCGCAGAUGAUCAUCAUGGGUCAUGGUAGCGUGGACGAUCCGGACGGGACGAGGAUCUACGAAGAGAUCCAUAAGACAUUGGACAAAGACGAGUAUGAGCUGGUGACGACCGAUGUAGCGGUCGUUCGUGCGCCUCCGAGUGACUCUAUACUGGGGUGUAUCCUGCAGGGUGCCUGGGUGGUAACUCAGCUUUCGACUCGGGAAGGUUUCGAGGUCAAAGUCACCGAAGCCAUCAACAUGCGCGUCCCUAUCAUCGCCUCCGACGCAGGCGGGAUCCCCCUCCAGGUCAAAAACGGCGAGAACGGCUGGAUCGUACCUUCCGGCGACUCCAAAGCCGUCUCUUCCCUCCUCAUGGACAUCUACACCGGUAAAGAGAAGAUCAAGCGGGACAUCUCGUCCGACCAAAAACUCGACAACAAGGACAACGCCGAGUCGGACAAACAGGACGGCAGCAAGUCUGACCCGAACGCCUUUGCCGAGGCGUUCGUACGUGACUUUAAGCGGCCGAUGAUCCCCAUCAAGGCGGACAAGGCGUCGACGUCCGAGGACUUCUGGACAGUCGGGAAUGCUACCAAGUGGAUGUUGCUCACGAGUCGGGUGCUGGGCCUGGGGAUCGAUGCGGGGCAGGAUGGGGGAAAGGGGACUCGGGCGUUAUUGCAGGAGAUGGGAGUGGGGAAGGCGCUGGAGCGCAAGGAAGAGAAUGUGUGGAAGAUCGUAAUGGGUGGGGAUCUGGUUGAAGGGGAGGGUGCGAUCAGGGAGCAUCAGUAA